Messenger RNA from Zootoca vivipara (common lizard), 680 nucleotides. RefSeq names its product cerebral dopamine neurotrophic factor (gene CDNF). Gene Ontology annotation, cellular component: endoplasmic reticulum. Gene Ontology annotation, biological process: neuron projection development; dopaminergic neuron differentiation. The record is from RefSeq and is a predicted model, not a curated record. Lineage: Eukaryota; Metazoa; Chordata; Lepidosauria; Squamata; Lacertidae.
AUGGCGGCAGACGGCGGACUGCCAAUAGAGGAGCGGCUGGCGUUGUGGGCGGGCCGAACUCUCGCGAGAUCAGGAGCCGUAGACGCAGCCAUGUUGCGGCCGCCUCGGCCUGGGUGCCGCCCUUGCUGGGUCGCCGUCGCGCUCUGCCUCGGAAUCUACCUCGCCUCCGCCUCUAGUCCCACAAGGGGCGCAGAAGCUCCGUGCGAAGUGUGUCAAGAUUUUCUGAAAAGGUUUUAUAGUUCUUUAAAAGAAAAACACUCUGAUUUCUCCGUUGCUUCUAUUGAGAAUGAAUUAGUCAGGAGCUGCAUGAACACAAAAGGAAAAGAAGACCGCUUGUGCUACUACAUCGGGGCCACAAGUGAUGCAGCAACCAAGAUAAUUGGUGAAGUCAGCCGCCCAAUGAGUGCUCACAUACCUGUGCCAAAGAUCUGUGAGAAGCUGAAGAAAAUCGACAUUCAAAUCUGUGAGCUCAAAUACGAAAUGGAACUGGAUUUAACAGCGGUUGAUCUCUCUAAGAUGAAAGUGGCUGAGCUGAGGAAGAUCCUGGACCGCUGGGGAGAAGUGUGCAGAGCAUGCAUUGAAAAAAAGGACUUUGUGGAUCUGAUUAGAGCGCUUGCACCAAAACACACAGCUGCAUCUUCCAGAGCUGAGCUCUGAUGCAAUGCCUGAUCUUACUUCAU